AUGGGUAGCACUGAGGUGCACAAGAAUCCACAUGUCGCUAAGGUUGCUGUAUUGCAGAAGAAACCAGGUAAGGAGGAUGCAUUGGAACUCUUAAAGGAUAUAGCUCAUCGGGUCUCUUACCUGAUGAGGGAGAAUGAGUUCAAAGUUGGCUCUUUAGUUGAAUUUUUCCCUCGAGAUAGGAGACUGCUUGGAAUGAAUGUUAAUAGAGGUAUGAAGAUCAUGUUGCGACUGAGAAAUCCAACCGAUGAGUUCCAAUUUUUGCCACGAGAGUCUAUCAUGGGAACUAUGCUGCAUGAGUUGACACAUAAUCUGUUUGGUCCUCAUGACAAUCGGUUCUAUGCCAAGCUGGACGAACUGAUGGGGAGGCAGUGGGUUAUUGAACAGCAGGGACUGUUUGAUACGUUUCUGGGACACGGUCGUCGUUUGGGCGGCCAAAAUCGUGAUCGAGAGAUGAUCCGACGUCAAAGGAACCAACUCAUCAGAUCCAGAGGCACACGUUUGGGGUCUUUGACUAAUGAGCCUGCUCGAACUCCCAGGGAGAUGGCAGCAUUAGCAGCCGAGAGGAGAGCGAAGGAUAAUAAAUGGUGUGGUGAGAACAGUCAAAAUGUGGAACAGCCAAGCAAUGAAGAUUUGGAGGUAGUUCUUAUUGAUGAUGAUGAUGAGCUCGAGCCCGCUAAGUCGCACCACGAUCAUAUAGAGGUCAUUGACCUAACCUGA
This is a messenger RNA of Torulaspora delbrueckii, 717 nucleotides long. RefSeq names its product metalloendopeptidase WSS1 (gene WSS1). NCBI's taxonomy places the organism in Eukaryota, Fungi, Ascomycota, Saccharomycetes, Saccharomycetales, Saccharomycetaceae. The record is from RefSeq and is a predicted model, not a curated record. Bases 1 to 717 code for a protein of 238 amino acids. The transcript has a single exon.